This is a messenger RNA of Alnus glutinosa, 516 nucleotides long. RefSeq lists its product as uncharacterized. The record is from RefSeq and is a predicted model, not a curated record. The transcript has a single exon. Bases 1 to 516 code for a protein of 171 amino acids. Gene Ontology annotation, molecular function: nucleic acid binding; zinc ion binding. NCBI's taxonomy places the organism in Eukaryota, Viridiplantae, Streptophyta, Magnoliopsida, Fagales, Betulaceae.
AUGAAGAAGCGGUCAAAGCAACAGACCUCAUACCCUACAAAGAGGUCAGCAAUGGGAAGCGGCUCUAGGCCCUCUGUAGGGAAGAGCUUUCCACCUGUACGUAGAAAUCAGACGACCCCCUGCACUAAAUGUGGUAAGUUGCAUGGAGGAGACUGUCGAUCGGGAAACUCGAGUUGUUUCAAAAGCGGGAAAACCGGACACUUCAUCAGAGAUUGCCCUAUGAACACUGCCGGAGGAUCAAGGCCACAAGGAGGAGGAUCUCAGCAACAAUACCCUGCUCAAGCUCGGGUAUAUUCACUUACACCUGGAGGAGUCGAUGAUGAAGAAGGAUUUGCAGAUGUAGUGACAAGUACUGUCCCUUUGUUCGGUAGUCUAGCAUGCACUCUUUUUGAUUCUGGAGCUAUGCAGUCGUUCAUAUCAUCCACAUAUGUUAAGCUUUGCGGUAUUAACACCCAACCCUUAGAACAAAACAUAAAUGUGAUUACUCCUGCUAGUGAUGUGAUAAGAAGUCAGUAA